Aegilops tauschii subsp. strangulata is the source of this 412-nucleotide messenger RNA. NCBI's taxonomy places the organism in Eukaryota, Viridiplantae, Streptophyta, Magnoliopsida, Poales, Poaceae. The record is from RefSeq and is a predicted model, not a curated record.
AGAUGCAGUACGAGGUGCGCUAUGUGGCCAUCUCGACAUACUACCACGACUAUCUUGGUGUGAAGAUGACCAAGGAAGAAGCGCGGAGGAUGGGCAUUACCUUGGAGAGGGACGAGUUCUUGGCGGUGUGUCCAAAUUGGUGUUAUGGAAAAGACGAGUCCUGGGCGGCAUUGGUGGAUCUUCGGUGUGAUGAGGCUGGAGCGUGGGCGGCUAUGAGAAUCAAAAACAAGGCUAACCGAGGGAAGGAGGGAGUACAUGCUCAGGGAAACCGAAACCACUAUCUCCACAAGGUAGUUAAUGUAUGACUAACCCCAUUAAACAUUCUUCUUCUUCUAUUUACCAUCACUUUCUUAUGUAUGACUAACCUCUGUUUGGUGGUGCAGGAGGAGAAACUGAAGCGGCCGCUCUCAGA